AUGUCGCUCGAAGAAGAGACGUCUGCCCUAAGAAGAGCUGCUCUGGCAGGUGCACAAAGUUGUCAAGACGUCGAACGAGAUGCAAUAACAGCUCGAUUGAUCCACGAGCUCCCCAGGUGCAAGCCUCAGAUACGUAACGUACCAGAGUACUUCGUGGUGGGCCAUGAUGUUCCCGAGUCUGUGUACGACCGAAGGUUGUUGACAACAGGAAGAGACACAAUCUCCUUCCUGCUAGCGGAAAUUGGGGAUACUCGCCAUCUGCAUGCCACGCUGAUAUUCCUCGGUAUUGGAGAUGGGCCCGAAGAGAAAGCAAACAAUAAGAGAUUCCACUUCACCAUCUGUGAUCACAAGCCCGCGGUCAUUGCGCGGGACAUCAUCACCCUACUGCUGAUCGACAAGCUUUCUGGAUUGCUGGACGAUCACGAUCGCUACACCGAUAGCUUCACUCGCCCGAAUCUGUACUACCUGUAUCUUUCGCCAAUCAUACCGAAACCGUCCUUCGAUCAACUUCAGGAGACAAUAAAGGCCCUGCUCGGCAUGCUAGAAGGUCGAGAAAUGCUACCGUCCUGGCUAGAAGUCCCACAAUCUUAUCGCCCUAGUCUCGUCAAGGUUCUGAAAGAGUGGCAGCAUGAAGCUGAAACCGAGUAUCCUACCGCACGUGUCCGAAAGGAAGCUGUCCGCAAUCGUACUAACGAAAGGCUCCAGGCCGAAGCCAUGAGGGCGCAGUAUGGUCACAAUCUCAAUCAUCCAGUGUCCAAAGGGCUCGAGAAAGAAGAUGCGUUCUACCGGAAGACUGGAGUGCUCCUUAUGCAUUGGAUCGGACAUGAUCAACUACAUACCGAGGAGUUGCGUAGUGCUUACGACCGCUUCGACCCUGCACACCCUGAUGAGCUCAACAUCGACUUUCUGGACAUGAUCGAUGCUCAAUGGCAGACGAACCCUGUAUUCGUCGAUCUGGAGUGGCAGCGCAAUCGCGAGGCCUCCCAUACGGAUCUGUCCAACAUAGGUCACGAUCCCUUCGGGUUCUCCCUGCAGCUCGAGGAGAUCCCAGUCUUCCAGACGAAAAGAGAAGGCCUUCUCCAGGUGGUCGCGACUUGGUUUCAUCUCGUGGCUACUUCGUUUCAGAACAUUAAGUCCAGACUCGAGAUUGAAGCGUGCGUUGGAGAUGUCAAUGCUGUGCUUGAGCAGAUCAAAUAUGGUACUAUGGGCCGGAGAAUCACCCCGGCCACCACGACGCCAUCCGAUGUCGAUGUGAUGAGUUCCAGCGGCGGCAUGUGCGACACAAAUCAGUGUCCCCAGAUGUACGACCGCAUCCAUCUGUCGAACAUCCCGGACUACAUCGGUGGCACACUGUCCACUUUCUUGCACGCAGUACCAAUGCUGUAUCCAGACAAGACAUCCUAUGUCACAGCCAACUGCCUCCGCAACCCCAUCCGCUUCAAGGACCACACCCACUUCAACAACGAGUGCAUCGCACUAAGCGAUCCCAAAGCCCUCGAAAAAGUCUUCCACGAAACCAUCUCGACAACAUUCUCAAACCUGCUACCACGAGCUCAACUCGAGACGUGGCUCUUCCGCCUCUUCCUGAGACUAGCGGUUCUGAAGCAGCGAGAGAUGCGCACUCAGACCUUGGUCUACUCACCUCUGAAUAUGUCCAUCUUUCUCCGGCUCUGUGGACAUCUCCACAGCAUAGGCUAUCCAGCCCACUGGCUCAGCGGCGUUCUCGACGACAUCGUUUCUGGCAAGAUCGAGACUACUGCUCGACCACCUAAAUCGGAGCCCCUGAUGAUGGCGGAAGUGAAAGCGAACUUAUCAGCUAUCGAGCAGUCUCCCGCCCCCUUCGUCGCGGAAAUGGCAACACUCCUCAGCCUCUGGCGCUUCUUCCUGCCCUUCGGCGUCCUCUCACACCACAUCCCUGAUACGCACUCGAUCCACACCUUCCAGGCCACAUUCCCGAAUAUGCAAGACUUCGUCGCCGAGUCUCCAUCUUUCAUCCUCGUUCUCCUCAAUACCACUCUCGUGCCCAAGGAGGCAGAGAUGAACUUACGUCCCUACCUCCUCAGCGAUGAGACUGGCUCCAACGGUCCCGAGCAUGUGAAGGCGAGGGAAGAGGGCCUUGACGUCAUCACGACCUGGACCCUGGAACAGGGCUGA
Molecule: messenger RNA, 2154 nt
Organism: Fulvia fulva
Lineage: Eukaryota; Fungi; Ascomycota; Dothideomycetes; Mycosphaerellales; Mycosphaerellaceae
Exons: 3
Coding region: 1-2154 (717 amino acids)
Source: RefSeq, a predicted model, not a curated record